AUGCUGCAGCUGUUGACGUUCCUGGUGGAGAAGCUCUCUCUUCUCUCCAAGUUCAAACUUUUCGAGUCCAGCUGGUCGGACCGGGGGGACCAGGACCGGGAGCGCCAUGCGCAACGCGGUCCCCAGCCGCCCGUCCGAAGAGGAGACCUGCUGGAGGUCCCCAGAACCCUUUUCACCCACUACGGCAUUUAUUUAGGUGACAAUAAAGUCGCUCACCUGAUCCCCGACAUCCUCCCCGUGCUGACGAACGACAAGAAGCUCAUCAGCUCCGUCAUCACGAACAAGAGGCUCAUCCUCGGCUGCAUGUACAAGUGUGCCACGGUGCGCGUGGACUCACUGGAGGACUUUGCGUAUGGCUCCAAGAUCCUGGUGAACCACAUGGAUAAGGUGAUGAAGAGCCACGCGCUCCCCAAUGAAGACGUCGCCAAGAGAGCUGAAAAACUCCUCGGGGGCAUCCCGUACAGCCUGCUGUGGAAUAACUGCGAGCACUUCGUGACUUACUGCAGAUACGGAUCAGCAGUCAGCCGGCAAACAGAGAAGUUCUGCGAGUGCUUGAAAUUAAUCAUCAGAGACCAGCGCAGCGUGAUCGCCACAGUCCUUCUCGGAGUGAUCUCCAUCGUCUGUUUCGGCAUGGCACCGUCAACUACGUUGCCCACAAUCCUCGUCCCCUUUACUUUGUGGAUGGCUGGUUAA
Molecule: messenger RNA, 693 nt
Organism: Chelmon rostratus (copperband butterflyfish)
Lineage: Eukaryota; Metazoa; Chordata; Actinopteri; Chaetodontiformes; Chaetodontidae
Gene: lrata
Product: lecithin retinol acyltransferase a
Exons: 2
Coding region: 1-693 (230 amino acids)
Biological process (GO): retinol metabolic process
Molecular function (GO): phosphatidylcholine-retinol O-acyltransferase activity
Source: RefSeq, a predicted model, not a curated record